Molecule: messenger RNA, 5124 nt
Organism: Anoplopoma fimbria (sablefish)
Lineage: Eukaryota; Metazoa; Chordata; Actinopteri; Perciformes; Anoplopomatidae
Gene: mark2b
Product: MAP/microtubule affinity-regulating kinase 2b
Exons: 21
Coding region: 215-2590 (791 amino acids)
Biological process (GO): microtubule cytoskeleton organization; protein phosphorylation; intracellular signal transduction
Cellular component (GO): cytoplasm
Molecular function (GO): tau-protein kinase activity; ATP binding; protein serine/threonine kinase activity
Source: RefSeq, a predicted model, not a curated record
UUGAAUUGUUUUGUGUGAGUUGGGGAAGGUCAAGAGUGGAGUCGCCUGGAGUAACUUUGGCCUGAAAGUUUGAGGACCCCGGACUUGAUUUCCAGCCUGAAGGGAAGCAGCUCUGCCUCCGAGAGACGGACACCAGCGUCGACACUGUGCCAUGAAAACGAGGCUGGAUAAACUCUCGAGGUAGAUCUGUGCGCCUCCUCAGACUCUAUCAAAAAUGUCAACAAGGACCCCACUGGUGCAAGUCAUUGAGAAUUCAACAGGACAGGAGACCAAGUCAUCUGGUCGCUCCAGCAUGCCGCGAUGUCGGAACUCCGUUGCCACGACCACAUCAGAUGACCAGCCGCACAUUGGUAACUAUCGGUUGCUAAAAACCAUCGGCAAAGGCAACUUCGCCAAGGUCAAACUGGCACGACACGUCCUCACCGGAAAAGAGGUGGCUGUAAAGAUCAUUGAUAAGACACAGCUCAACUCCUCCAGUUUGCAGAAGCUCUUCCGGGAGGUGAGGAUCAUGAAGAUGUUGAAUCAUCCAAACAUAGUCAAGCUCUUUGAGGUGAUAGAGACAGAGAAGACUUUGUACCUGGUAAUGGAGUACGCUAGUGGAGGAGAGGUCUUUGAUUACUUGGUGGCCCAUGGCAGGAUGAAGGAGAAAGAAGCCCGUGCCAAAUUCAGACAGAUUGUGUCAGCGGUGCAGUAUUGCCAUCAGAAGUGUAUAGUACACAGAGACCUCAAGGCAGAGAACCUGCUGCUGGACGCAGACAUGAACAUCAAGAUAGCAGACUUUGGCUUCAGUAAUGAGUUCACUCUGGGGAACAAGCUCGACACGUUCUGCGGCUCUCCACCCUACGCCGCCCCAGAGCUCUUCCAGGGAAAGAAGUACGACGGGCCUGAGGUGGACGUCUGGAGCCUGGGGGUGAUCCUCUACACACUGGUCAGCGGCUCGCUGCCCUUCGAUGGACAGAACCUCAAGGAACUGAGAGAGCGCGUGCUGCGUGGUAAAUACAGGAUUCCUUUCUACAUGUCCACCGACUGUGAGAACUUGCUCAAAAAGUUCCUCAUUCUGAACCCCUCCAAAAGAGGCAGCCUUGAGCAGCAGAUAAUGAGGGACCGGUGGAUGAAUGUGGGCCACGAGGAGGAAGAACUUAAACCCUACAUCGAACCCCAGCCAGAUUAUAAAGACCCCAGGAGGACAGACAUCAUGCUGACAAUGGGAUUCUCUGCGGAGGAGAUCCAGGACUCACUGGUGAACCAGAAGUACAAUGAUGUGAUGGCUGCAUACCUGCUACUGGAUUUUAGGAACUCUGAGCUGGAUGAAAGUGGCAUCAAGCCCCGGCCAGGAUGUGAUGUAAGCAACAUAAACGCCCCCUCCCCGCCUCAUAAGGUACAGCGCAGUGUGUCGUCCAACCAGAAGCCUCAGAACCGCAGAGCCACCGACCACGGCUCCUCCUACUCCAAGAGGGGGGAUCGAACAGACAACCGGACUGCAGGAGACGAUUCUGGGAGGAAAGGUUCAGGCAGCUCCACUACCAAGGUGCCGGCCAGUCCACUUGUCCCCUCUGACCGCAAGAAGAGCGCCACGCCCUCCACCAAUAGCAUCCUGUCCACCGGUACUGGUCGCAGUCGGAACUCUCCUCUGACUGAGAGAUCCACACUGGGCCAGGGUAUCCAGAACGGAAAGGACAGCCUAAACACUCCGGGCUCCCGCGCCUCCACUGCCUCGGCCGCUGCCGUCCUCUCCUCCUCUUCCUCCUCGCGUCCCCGCCACAACAAGUCCCUGUCCUCCUCCAAUCAUCCAUGCCCCUCUGACCUGCACGCACCGCGGCCCAGUGCCCCAACUCAGCGGGCGCCCGGUGCCUCCCCAUCUGCCCACAACAUCAGCAGCGCUGCCGCGACAGACCGUACCAACUUCUCCCGAGGGGUGGGCAUCCGCAGCACAUUCCAUGCAGGCCAGCAGCGGGGUGCCCGGGACCAGCAGGGCUCCGCCUACCCCGGCGGGCCCGCGUCCCCGUCACUGUCACAUGGCAACAGCCAGGCCCGGAGGACGCACGGCGCCACAGGAAUUUUCAGCAAGUUCACAUCCAAGUUUGUACGCAGGAGUCCGUAUGAGGGAGAGGGUCGGGAUGAGGGGAGCAGGUCUAUGCUGAGCAGUACAGUGGACAAGUCAGAGAAGACGUCAGGAGGCGUUCUCUCCUCUUCUUCCAACAAUGAUGAGAACAACUCCUCACCAGGAUCUGUGAACACUGGCGGCACCGGCACCCCUCCGGCCAUCGGCAGCCAAAAGGAAUCGGCCAAGCCGCGCUCGCUCCGCUUCACCUGGUCCAUGAAGACCACGUCGUCCAUGGAGCCCAUGGAGAUGAUGCGCGAGAUCCGCAAGGUCCUCGACUCCAACAGCUGCGAGUACGAGCUGCGCGAGCGCUACAUGCUGCUGUGCGUGUCGGGCAACCCGGCGCGCGACGACUUCGUCCAGUGGGAGAUGGAGGUGUGCAAGCUGCCGCGGCUCUCCCUCAACGGCGUGCGCUUCAAGCGGAUCUCGGGCACGUCCAUCGCCUUCAAGAACAUUGCCUCAAAGAUUGCCAAUGAGCUCAAACUGUGAGUGCUGAGGAGCAGCGAGGAGAGAUGAGAUUAAAGCGUGGAGGAAGGGAGGGUGAAGGAGGUGAUAGUGAGGAUGAAGAGGAUGCUGUAAGCGAGGUGGGGUCAGUGUGGAGGUCAGGAGGUAAGCUAACGGGUGGGAUCACUUUAAAAAUAACUCGAUUGUUAUCUGGACAAAGGUCUGAAGUAGGGCUAUUUGGUUCUCUGAGACUAGAAAUCGUUCCUUUUCUAGGAGUUUUGUUCCUUAAGUUCACGAGGCCCUGCCAUUAGAAACUCUGAGUGGAUUUCCUCUGAGUUGUGAAGUACUUAUAGACCGAGGUCUUCUCUCUUCCCUGCUGGGUAUUUUAUUUUUUUUGUCACGUUCUACUUAGACGUUCCACUCUUCUGCAUGUCCGAUCUGCUCUCUCUGUUUUUUAAGUAGUCACACUUUGAUCACUCUGACCACUCCUGUCACUUCUUCCUGCUAUUUAUUCAGUUUUUCUCUGCUGCCAGGUCUUUAUUUGGAUAGGGGGGAGCCCCGGGUCAAAAUGGGGGAUGGAUGGAGGACAAAUAGGGUGGAGAAAAUUGCUGGGGGAAAAAAAAUAUCUGAAUCUCUAACAAGUGGCAAUGAUUGACAGAAAGUUCGGAGCCUUAUUUUGCUGGAAACUCAAAGGAGUUUUCAUUGAAUUUGUUCUGAUCCUCCUCCAAAACUGAAUGGACUCCAACUGAGCCAGGACUUUGGUUGCUGAAGUCCACUGUCUCUCUCUCCCUCUCUCACACACACACACACACACACACACGCACACAUAAUCCUACAGAUAGACUUUGGAUGCAGAUGGAUUUUUGACUGCUGCUGUUGGUUAAAGGACCCUCUCCACUCCACCUGCCCACCCAAACCUCCUCCCCUCCUGCACAAAAAUGAACUUUUAAAAAAUCCUUCACCUCCCUCCUCCCCCCACAACCACUCACUCUUCACCACCCUCUCUCCAUCUAAUUUCAAACUGAACUCAGCACAAACACAUCCAUCUUGUACGCCUCUUCACUCCCUUUUUUCUUCCUCUCCUCUCAUGCCAUCAAGUCUGAGGAGUCCAGUCAGACUUGAUGACGUCAUCGAUUGUACGGGCUUCAUUCAACCUGUCUUCAAGUCAAGUCCAUACUUUUUUUUUUUUUUUUUUUUUUUUUUUUUUUUUUUUUUUUAGUUUCUACUUUUAUGGCUUUUAAAAAGAGUUGUGCACUGGAAAAGAGGGGCAUAUGGGAAACUGGGGAGGGAAGGACAGCUCGUGGACGGGGUUGUCGAUGGAUUUUAUGUUGCCUUUCAUUGUAGAAUUAAAUUUGGGGUUUGUUUUUUUUGUUGUCAGCACAUAAAUGCUUGAAUGAUUUAUUUGUAUUGUUUUUGUUAAAUGUUGGUAUCACAUCGGUUGGCAUCACGCCUUCAUAUCCAGAAUGUCAACCCUGAACCGACGCAUUUCUUGUCCCUGUUUCUCUCCCCCCCAACAUACACACAUAUCCGCUCUCUGCUACACGUGUUCCCAAAGAGCAAACACACAAAAAUAAGUGUCUUUGGAGUGAGUAACAAACAGUGUGUGUGUGUGUGUGUGUGUGAGUGUAUUAUAAAAGAUCACUGGAGGAAAAAAAAAAGAAAAACAAAAAAAAAGAAUCAACGACGAAUGGUGAAUUAUUUUCUUCUUCUACUUUUGAUUUGAUAAUAUAUUUUUUGUGUCGUUGAAAAUUUGGGGUUUGUACAGAUUUGGAUUUUUUCGGGGUUGGGGGGGGUAGAUGGGGUGUGAUGGUUCAUGUCGGAUCAUAUCAUUGCUGCCUUUUUCGGUGUAGUGCACCUUUAACACACACAUUUAACACACAACUCAUAGUGUAUCGGAUUAAUCAACCCCCCCAGUGCAGACAGCAGUUAUCGGUGUAUUUAAGGAUGAUGGUGGUGGUGACGGCUACUGCUCGUUCAACUUUUUGGCCAUUUUUUUUUUUUUUUUCACGUCUUUUCUUUCAAAGGCCUUGUCGGUUCAGAACGGCUUGAAGCAGAAAGAGAAAGCAGGAAGGACUUCUUUGCCAAAACGUUCUCGUAUCAGAGCACAUGUUCUUGUUCGAAACCACAAAACCAGAAGACGUCAUUUCCUUUCCCUCACUUUGCGUUGAUGCUCCAGUUUGUCGAAGCAGAAAAAAAAAACACACGCACACACACACACAUACACACACACAGGGGUUAGAGAAAGGGAGCAAUUGGGAUAAAGCUGGGUCCCGUCAGCUGGUCGUACCUAACAAUUUUUUUUUUUUCUUUCUUUCUUUCACAAUGACACACUGUCGUUUUAUUAUUUUUCUUUCAGUUUUUAAUACUUCAGAUUUUUCUUUAAAAGUUGAUCAUGUAUUAAGGUGCUGGGUAUUGGAUUCUAAUUAUUAUUCUGGCUGUUGCUGUUAUAUUAUCUCUUUCAGGGUUGAUUUUAUUUACAUUAUUUCGUUUUACAUUGCUGUAAUUUACAUUGAUUUAAAAAGUGUUUUGAGCAAACUGUAACUGUAGUGGUGGGUUUGGGGUUGGGAGGGGUGAUCAAC